Rosa chinensis is the source of this 1961-nucleotide messenger RNA. Its product is annotated as protein TRANSPARENT TESTA GLABRA 1. Lineage: Eukaryota; Viridiplantae; Streptophyta; Magnoliopsida; Rosales; Rosaceae. The transcript has 2 exons. The coding region runs from base 495 to 1526 and encodes 343 amino acids. The record is from RefSeq and is a predicted model, not a curated record. Gene Ontology annotation, molecular function: protein binding. Gene Ontology annotation, cellular component: nucleus.
CGACUUCUUGCAGAGGAUGUCUACAACGAUCAAGAACUGUGGAGAUUGUUCCACGUGACUGUGGAGAUGAUCAUAAUGUGGUGCCAUCAAGCACCGAUCGUUACAGACAACGAUUUAGUGCGAAGGCGAUGUCUACAACGAUCACUUCAGACCAAAUUCACUGAACCUGUCUUAAUAUCCCCCACUCCCCUCUUAUGUCUAGAGACUCUAUCUUUGAUCUCUUACCUCAAAUUGGGCCUACACAAACACGCAGUAGUCUCGGGCUUUCACUGUAGUAAAAGAAUGUAAAAGUCAAAAAGCUCGCUAGGCCCAGUCAGACCAAGACCACUCCCUACUUUUGAUCCUUUGACUUGUCUCCAGCCACCACAAAACUGUGUCGUUUUCUCUCCACUAAAAGUCUAAAAACCAGCCCCCUCUACUUCCCUCCCGCCUCCAUUUCCCACCAAACCCUUCCCCCAAAUUUUCCGAGAUCCCCAAAAUCCCAACCCGACCCGAUGGAGAACUCGACCCAAGAAUCCCACCUGGGCCCGGAAAACUCGGUCACCUACGACUCCCCCUACGCGCUCUACGCCAUGGCGUUUUCCCCGACCCGAACCCGCCACAACCACCCCCGCAUCGCCGUCGGCAGCUUCAUCGAGGAGUUCUCCAACCGGGUCGACAUUCUCUCCUUCGACCCGGACACCCUGACCCUAAAGGCCAACCCUUCCCUCUCCUUCGACCACCCCUACCCUCCCACCAAGCUCAUGUUCCACCCAAACCCUAACUCCCUCCACAAGUCCAACGACAUCCUCGCCUCCUCCGGCGACUACCUCCGCCUCUGGGAGGUCAAAGACUCCUCCGUCGACCGCCUCGAGCCCAUCUCCGUCCUCAACAACUCCAAGACCAGCGAGUUCUGCGCGCCGCUGACGUCAUUCGACUGGAACGAGAUCGAGCCCCGGCGAAUCGGAACCUCCAGCAUCGACACCACCUGUACGAUUUGGGACAUCGAGAAGGGCGUCGUCGAGACGCAGCUGAUCGCUCACGAUAAGGAGGUCUACGACAUUGCGUGGGGCGAAGCUAGGGUUUUCGCCUCCGUCUCCGCCGACGGGUCGGUGAGGAUUUUUGAUCUGAGGGACAAGGAGCAUUCCACGAUUAUAUACGAGAGUCCUCAGCCGGACACGCCGCUGCUCCGGCUGGCCUGGAACAAGCAGGACCUGAGGUACAUGGCGACGAUUCUGAUGGAUAGCAACAAGGUCGUGAUAUUGGAUAUUCGAUCGCCGACGAUGCCGGUGGCGGAGCUGGAGAGGCACAGGGGGAGUGUGAAUGCAAUUGCGUGGGCGCCGCAGAGUGCUAGGCAUAUUUGUUCGGCUGGGGAUGACUCGCAGGCGCUUAUUUGGGAGCUGCCGACGGUGGCGGGGCCUAAUGGGAUUGAUCCAAUGUCAAUGUACUCGGCCGGCGCAGAGAUUAAUCAGCUGCAGUGGUCUGCAGCGCAGCCGGAUUGGAUUGCCAUUGCGUUUAGUAAUAAGAUGCAGCUGUUGAAGGUUUGAGGAGGCGGCGGGCUGUGCAUUGCCUCCUGAUGUUGCUUUGCGAUGAUGUUUAAUCUGACCUACACUUGCACUAGCUUAGCUGGAAGUAGUUUGAUCUUCAGUUAUCUGUGAGGCAAUUUGAACUUUUGAAAUCCGAACUGUUGUUUAUUAUCUUGGUCUCAUAAACCCAUUGUGAAAAUACUGUAUCUCUCCCUCCUUUCUUACCUUGGUUGUGCUUGUAACUGUUUAGCUUAGUGAGAGUCUCCCUCAAUCACGUGCUCUAUGUAUUCCCAUGUUUGAUUACUUGAUAGAAGUAAAGAAAGACCAAGUUCUUAGAUAAUUGGUUGGUUCUGUAGAGUGUAGAGAAUGAAGGGGGAGGUUUGAAGUUUUGUGUAGUUGUGGAUGACACUGCUUAUUAGUGGUUUUGGUUAAUGAACGAGACAGCAUUUGUUAUAA